Molecule: messenger RNA, 987 nt
Organism: Budorcas taxicolor (takin)
Lineage: Eukaryota; Metazoa; Chordata; Mammalia; Artiodactyla; Bovidae
Gene: VSIG2
Product: V-set and immunoglobulin domain containing 2
Exons: 7
Coding region: 1-987 (328 amino acids)
Source: RefSeq, a predicted model, not a curated record
AUGGCCUGGCUCCCAGGGUGCUUCCUCUGCAGGUUCCUGCUGGGCUGGGUCGGCUUGAGUGCCCCCGGGUUGGCUGUGGAGGUGAAGGUGCCCUCCGAGCCCCUGAGUGCACCGGUGGGCAAGACUGCGGAGCUGACCUGCAGCUAUAGCACCUCGGUGGGAGACAACUUUGCCCUGGAGUGGAGCUUCGUGCAGCCUGGGAAGCCCGUUUCCACGUCCCAACCGAUCCUGUACUUCACCAAUGGCCAGCUGUAUCCAACUGGUUCUAAGGCAAAGAGGGCCAGCCUGCUUCAGAACCCCCCCACAGGAGGAGUGGCCACCCUGAAACUGACCGAUGUCCGCCCCUCAGACGCUGGAACCUACCUCUGCCAUGUUAACAACCCGCCAGAUUUCUACACCAAUGGGUUGGGGCUAAUCAACCUUACUGUGCUGGUGCCCCCCAGUAGACCCUCAUGCAGUCAGAGUGGUCAGACCUCCGUGGGGGGCUCUGCUGCGCUCAGAUGCAGCUCUUCUAUGGGAGCCCCCAAGCCUGUGUACAACUGGAUCCGCCUUGGAGCUUCUCCUACACCUUCCCCUGGCAGCAUGGUGCAAGAUGAGGUGUCUGGCCAGCUCAUUCUCACCAAUCUCUCCCUGGCUUCCUCGGGCACCUACCGCUGUGUGGCCACCAACCAGAUGGGCAGUGCGUCCUGUGAGCUGACCCUCUCUGUGACUGACCCUUCCAAAGGCCGAGUGGCUGGGACUGUGAUUGGGGUACUGCUGGGUGUGCUGUUCCUGUCCGUGGCUGUGUUCUGCCUGAUAAGUUUCCAGAAAGAAAGGAAGAAGAGGCCCAAGGAGACAUUCGGGGGGAGUGACCUACGGGAGGACGCCGUGGCACCUGGGGUUUCUGAGCAACCUUUGGAAAGUGAAGAUUCUAGCAAUGGGCUCCUGGAGAGGCCCUCCUCUGCCAGCACGGUGACGACCAAGUCCAAGCUCCCUAUGGUUGUCUGA